AUGGAUGAGUCAAACAUAACGUUUCAUCCCAGUGAAGGCCCAGAGAACAUCUCAAUGCACAGAAACAUUUCUACACAGGAAAUGGUCUGGGAGAUAUUGACCCCACUUUGGGUAAUUAUGAUCAUCUCCUUCCUGGGUUUUUGUGAAAAUGGAAUUGUCCUCUGGUGCCUCUGCUUCCAGAUCAAAAGAAACCCCUUCACUGUGUACAUCACACAUCUGUCCAUUGCUGAUAUCUCCUUACUGCUUUGUACGUUUAUUCUGUCAGUUGAGUACAUUGCUGGUUUUGGAUUCUCAUAUGGUGUUUACUAUUAUAUAACCACCACACUAUCUAUUGUCUUCCUUCUUGGAUAUAAUACUGGUCUCUAUCUCCUGACAGCCAUCAGUAUUGAGAGGUGUCUGUCUAUUGUUUACCCCAUCUGGUACCGAUGCCACCGGUCACAGCACCAAUCCGCAAUUGUAUGUGCAGUUCUGUGGACUCUGUCUUUUUUGAUGACGGUAGCUGAACACUUAACAUGCAAAGAUGAUUUAACAAAUGAACAAUUUGAUGAUGCCAACCAUUGCCAAGCAGUGCUCAUCUUCACAUGGAUCUUGACUUUCAUGAUCUUCAUUCCCCUUAUGAUUCUGUCCAGCCUGAUCCUGGUUAUUAGGAUUCAUCGUAACUCCUUGAGACCUCAUUCGUCAAAGCUCUACAUCAUCAUUGUGGCCACAAUCAUUGUCUUCCUCAUUUUUGCCAUGCCUAUGAGGCUGUUGUAUCUUCUGAAUUAUCACCACCGGUCGUCUUUGCUCAGCCAGCAGAACCACGUCACCAUUGUUCUCUCCACCGUUAACAGCAGCAUCAACCCCCUUGUUUACUUCUUUGUAGGAAGCAGCAAGAAGAAGAGGUUCAAAGAGAGUCUCAAAGUGGUUCUUAGUAGAGCACUUGCUGACGGGUUGCGGCCAAGAAGCCAGGAAGUUGGCACCAGCUUGGAUAUAGCUGAAACAAUUUUCUAA
Messenger RNA from Dromaius novaehollandiae (emu), 990 nucleotides. RefSeq names its product MAS1 proto-oncogene, G protein-coupled receptor (gene MAS1). Bases 1 to 990 code for a protein of 329 amino acids. The record is from RefSeq and is a predicted model, not a curated record. The transcript has a single exon. Gene Ontology annotation, cellular component: membrane. Gene Ontology annotation, molecular function: G protein-coupled receptor activity. Gene Ontology annotation, biological process: G protein-coupled receptor signaling pathway. Lineage: Eukaryota; Metazoa; Chordata; Aves; Casuariiformes; Dromaiidae.